UUGACAGCGGAAGUAGUUUGGUUCAAGUCGGUUCAGCUCACACCGGGUCCGGAGUUUCAGGAGCUAAGCCUAGAUCGCAGUGCGGGUCCAGCAGCAUCACAAACAGAUGGACGACAAACUAUCAGAGGAGGAUGGACAGACGUUACAAGUGCCCAAAGAGGAGGAGAUGGAGGUCACCGUGUCAACACAACUAGAAAAUCUCAUCGUCACCUCUGACGAGGCAGACGCAGCAUCAAAUACACCAACGCAGGCAGAGGGAACGGGAGAUGUUCUUACAGCAGCCGCAGCGCUUCCUUUAGACGUUGUGUGUAAGAAAGAGGACUGUGACGACGACGAUUCAGAGGAUUCAGACAGUGACAGUUCUUCCUCUUCCUCCUCCUCUUCCUCUUCUUCCUCAUCCUCCUCUUCUCCCUCUGCCCUCGUGUUCGGGGAUGAUGACGACGACGAGGGUUUCAGCCAACCAGCGCCCAUCAAAACCAGAGAUGAAAUUCUGCUCGAGGAGCUGCCAGCGGUGGAGGAGGUUGUGUCCUUACCAGAAGAUGCAGAACUGCAGCCUGUAGGAACAGUCUCCAGUAUUAUACAGCAACUUGUCAUCAUCCAGUCUCUGAAAGACACGCCCCCUCUGAAUGAUGACAGCAUCAUCUUUAGAUCUGAUAGGCUGGCUCUGGGCAAGGUGUUUGAGGUGUUUGGUCCAGUGUCCAGUCCGCUCUAUAUUUUGCGUUUUAACUCUGUGGACCAGAUAAGCAGCAAGGGGCUGACAGAGGGAGUGACAGUUUAUUAUGCACCAGCCAUUAAAGAGUACACAGGAUACAUUCUCACGCAACAACUCAAACUUUUAAAGGGAUCUGAUGCAUCCUGGAAGAACGACCAAGAACCACCAGUGGAGGCUUUAGAUUAUAGUGAUGACGAGAAAGAGCAGCAAGCUAAGAGGAAAGUGAAAAACUCCAAAAAGAAGAGGGACAAUAACGGCACAGAUAAUCCCGCCCACAUUACCCAGAACACCUUGCCGCCGCAGCAGGAGCGUGACGUCAGGAAUUUCCCACCAAGACAAGCAGGGGCUCCAUUCAGGCACCAGAGCCCGAGGAAUAAACCCCCAAUGUUCAGACACACACACACUCCACCCAGACACGCACCCCCACCACCUAGACACACCUAUGUCCCUCCCAUGUACCUCCCCCCGUGCCCUUACCCCAGCACUUCAACUUUUCCCCCACCCAACUUUCCGCUCUACCCGCCUCCUCCACCUUCUUUCUUUAACCCGUCUUCUUCUCUUUCCUUCUGGCCACCAAACUCUAUCCCCUUCUCUGACCUCCCUCCUCCCCCACCACCUCCUCCUCCACCUCCUCCUCCACCUCAGUGAUGCCC
This is a messenger RNA of Micropterus salmoides (largemouth bass), 1365 nucleotides long. Its product is annotated as H/ACA ribonucleoprotein complex non-core subunit NAF1-like. Gene Ontology annotation, molecular function: RNA binding. The record is from RefSeq and is a predicted model, not a curated record. NCBI's taxonomy places the organism in Eukaryota, Metazoa, Chordata, Actinopteri, Centrarchiformes, Centrarchidae. Gene Ontology annotation, biological process: ribosome biogenesis; pseudouridine synthesis; box H/ACA snoRNP assembly. Gene Ontology annotation, cellular component: sno(s)RNA-containing ribonucleoprotein complex.